Molecule: messenger RNA, 1462 nt
Organism: Fomitopsis serialis
Lineage: Eukaryota; Fungi; Basidiomycota; Agaricomycetes; Polyporales; Fomitopsidaceae
Exons: 4
Coding region: 177-1139 (320 amino acids)
Source: RefSeq, a predicted model, not a curated record
UGCAGUCGAUGGCGAAGGACUUCAAGGAGGACAUGCUCCCAACGUGCAGGAUUGCUACAGAGCACCCACUUACUCGAGCGAUACCUAUCCGCGAUUUCCGCAGGAACUGAUCGACCGCAUCUGCGAAUUCCUCUUUUUGGAUCCUUUCACCCUGACGAGGUGCCGCCUUGUUUGUCAUGCUUGGGGUCAUGCUGCGCGGCGCAUCUCCUGGAGCAGCCGGCUCGUUUAGGACCCGAGAGGCCUUGGACGACUGCGUAUACAUGCUCAUGUCAAACGGCAAUCGACCAUACGGCAAGCAUUUUGAUGAUCUGCAAAUAUGGGAGAACUCUCACCGUCGUCGAAAGCCAUUCACACACAUCUGGCCGAUGCGCAUCCCCGGGCAUGUUCUACCACGAUUGAGGACGCUAGGACUAUAUGGCCUCGACUGGACAGCAACCAGACCACAUUAUCUUUUCUUCCACUUCCUUUCCUAUUACACCAGCAUCACGGUUCUGUCUGUGGGGCUCUGCCGCUUUCGCAGUAUGGCGGAACUCCGUAGGAUUUGCAAUGCACUACCAAGCCUCGAACAGCUAUCUCUCUCGGACAUCACAGUGCAGCACCCACUCAUGCCAGACUUGACGUCCCGCCAUAUUCCCUGGUCCCGCAACAAGCUCAAGACAAUUGAGCUUACAAUUGUUGCCUCAAUUUUCGAGCCGGUUGCUCACCUCCAUGAACACUGUCAAUCCUUGUUGGACAUGUGUAUCACGUACUCCUACGUAACAAUGCUGACCUUGGACCUGCGCUACUUCUCUUCGUUUUCACAUCUUCAUCAGUUUCUAUGCCAUUUCCCCCAUCUAUCCCGCUUGUCGCUACACGAGGCAUUCGGCUCUCACGUUGAGCCUGCAUCAGUGGCAGACAUCGCCCUAUACACAGCACAUGCAUCCAACCCCUCCUUGUCAUUUUUCCAGCUCUAUCAUGUUCCCGGGUCGUGGGCAUCACAGAUUCUACUGCCCAGGGUGGUCCAUGUGCGGAUCUUGGGCCACGCAUUACGGAGGUUCUUUGUCUCGCAGGAGCUACACUCAAGACGCUCGAGUGCUAUUUUGCUUAUGGAGGCUCAAUCCGCGAUAUCGUACCGCGACUUACAGCAAACACAUCAUUGACGAGACUAGUAUUAAGAUUCCACCGCAUCGAUGCAUCGCUCCCGAGGAUUCAAAAGGGCCUGGGUAUCUUGCUAUCGAACAUCCGAAGCUCGCACCUGAAGUCACUCCAAAUUUGGAUUGCCCUGUCUCGCUCCGAGACAUCUGAAGAUGGAAACGAGGCCUCAGUUAGUGAGACACACCCUCCCGGCUCCACGUCCACCUUCCACACUAUACUCUGUCGCAGUGUCUUUGACCAGCUUCCAAAAGUCUCUGACGUGUUUUGGGGCCGGGAUGGUGUACUGAUCAUAGUCAGUGAACUCGGAGUCGAGGGGGGAAAGUUCGAA